AUGAUACCUAAUUUUCUUAUUUCAAGAUUAACUGCAUCAUCAUUUACAUACUCCAAGAGUACCCAAACGCAAUUGGGUUAUCUGCUUCAACACAAUGCUUGUCAUUCUUUCUUCAAUUCAUUCACUUCACGCACCUCUUCUGAUUGUGAAUCAGAUAGAAACCCCCAAAAAGGUGACACCUUUACCAUAUCUUACCUCAUAAACUCAUGUGGGUUGUCCCCAGAAUUGGCUAGGGAGCGUUCCAGAAGGGUGAAUUUGAAAAACCCAGAUGGCCCAAAUGUUGUUCUUGAUCUUCUCAGGAACUAUGGGUUUUCUAAAGCCCAGAUUACAAAACUUGUCGGGAAAUGUCCAUUGGUGCUUGUUUCAAAAGCAGGGACUACACUUUUGCCUAAACUCAAGUUCUUCCAUUCUAUUGGGGUUUCCACCAAUGACAUGCCAAAGAUCCUGAUUUGUAACUACAACCUCUUGACAAGUAGCUUGAAGAAAUGCCUUAUUCCACGUUAUGAGAUCAUCAGAAGUGUAGUUCGUGAUGAUUGGGAAGUUGUUAGAGCUUUGAGAAAUUCCCCACGUAAUUUUACAUUUUCGUACUUAAUGAAUGAUUUUAUUCCAAACAUUAAGGUUCUGAGACAAUGUAGCGUGCCACAAGCUUCCAUCUCUCUGCUUAUAGUCAAUUUUCCGAGUGCAGCAUAUGCAAAGCAUUCCAAAUUUGUGGAAGCUGUGAAGACUGUUAAGGAUAUUGGGUGUAAUCCUUUGAAAAGAACUUUUGUAAUGGCUGUCCAAGUGCUUUUAACUAUGAGUAAAGCAGCGUGGGAAUCGAGAUUUGAGGUUUAUGAGAGAUGGGGCUGGAACCGUGAAAUGACUCUUGGAGCAUUUAGAAAAUUUCCCAAUUUUAUGAAGCUGUCAGAGGAGACAAUUACCAAAAAAAUGAGUUUCAUAGUGAAGAAUAUGGUUUGGCCAUCAGAAGAUAUUGCCAAAUAUCCUUCAGUUCUAUCCUACAGCUUGGAGAAGAGGAUUACUCCUAGACUCUCAGUGAUUAAAAUCUUGAAAUUAAAAUGUUUGGUUGAGAAUAAUUUGCAAUUAAGCUCCUUUAUGUGCCGAACUGAGGAAAAGUUUUUGAAGAGAUUUGUCAUCAAUUUUCAGGAAGAUGUGCCUCUUUUACCAGAUGUCUACAAAGGAAUAUCACGUUACUCUACUGAGGAGGAAUGAAUCAGCUAAGCUUAUAUAGAUAUGCUGCUUUUCAGGUUUCAUUAGUGCGCACUUAGUUGAAAACCAUGUAAAAUAAAUGGAACAGAAAGGCUUUUUUGGCUACCAGACCAGAUUUAUUGUUACCAUCCUCUAUUUCAAGUAACUCCACUUCACAUGAAUGAAGCAC
Gastrolobium bilobum is the source of this 1372-nucleotide messenger RNA. Its product is annotated as transcription termination factor MTERF2, chloroplastic-like. Gene Ontology annotation, biological process: regulation of DNA-templated transcription; chloroplast organization. Lineage: Eukaryota; Viridiplantae; Streptophyta; Magnoliopsida; Fabales; Fabaceae. The record is from RefSeq and is a predicted model, not a curated record. The coding region runs from base 1 to 1206 and encodes 401 amino acids. Gene Ontology annotation, cellular component: chloroplast. Gene Ontology annotation, molecular function: double-stranded DNA binding. The transcript has 3 exons.